AUGGCGAAGAAGACGAAGAAGGAUAAAGAUGCUAAGAAGGCGCGUUCCGAGGCAAAAUCGAAGAAGAACCUGUUGAAAGCUGCCAGUAAAGAUCAGAAGCGUGUUAAAAAAUUUGGACUGGAUUCUGAUGACGAGGAGGAUUUGGAUAUCGAUACCAUUCUGCAAAACUUCAAGUUGGAGCAAGAGCAAUUUGAGAAGGUUGUCGUGGAAUUGGUACCGCAUCCAACACCUCGUAACAAUGCAUGCCUUGUCACCAAUGCCUCGAAACCGGAACUGCUUCUUUUCGGAGGUGAAAGGACCAAUAACGAAACAAACAUGACCAAGUUUUACAACGACUUGCACGUUUACAACCCACAGAAUAACCAAUGGAAAAAAUUCACCUCACAGAACUCCCCAAUGCCGCGGUCUUCAGCGGCAAUGUGCUCACAUCAGUCAGGUGUGACGAUUCUUUUCGGUGGGGAGUUCAGUUCUCCCAAACAAAACACUUUUUACCAUUACAACGAUACGUGGCUGCUUGAUAAUACCACUAGAGAAUGGAGUAAAUUGGAUUUCAAGAAUGGUCCCAGUGCUCGGUCUGGUCAUAGAAUUACUACGUGGAAGAACUAUUUCAUUCUCUUUGGUGGGUUCAAAGAUUUGAACCAAGGUACUUCGUACUUUAACGACGUUUGGUUGUUUAACGUCGUGGACUUCAAAUGGACGAAAUGGGAAACGACCAACAAGAACCAACCGGACCCACGUUCAGGACAUUCCUGGAUUGGUUCCAACGAGGGACCAAUCGUUUAUGGUGGGUAUUGUAAAGUGAAGGCUAAAAACAACAAGUCUCUACAUAAGGGUAAAACACUUACUGAUUGUUGGAUUUUGAAGAUGAGCCAGAACGUCAAUGAGAUCAAAUGGGAACGUCGAGCCAAGAAGGGACAACAACCGUCACCACGUGUUGGUUGUUCGAUGGCACUUCAUAGAAACAAUAGGGGUAUUCUUUUUGGAGGUGUUUACGAUUUAGAGGAGACGGAGGAGGAUCUAAGUUCCAUUUACUACAAUGAUCUAUACUCGUACAACAUAGAAUCCAACAGAUGGUAUCCUUUGAAACUGAGAAAGGUUACUCAAAAUAGUAAUGCUAAUAGGAAUAAGUCAAGUAACAACACGGUUUCCAAGGAGCAAGAAAAGGAGCUACAAGAUUUGCUAAACAAAAUUUUGGAGCAAAAUGACUUGAAGGAUGAGGAGACUAACAGCUAUUCAGGAUCGAAUACACCUCAUGAAGAAACAACGACUGACCGAGAACAAGAUGACAACGAGGAAGAGGAAAAAAUGCGCACAAACUUACCGAAACUGAACCAACUACCGCACGAACGGUUCAAUGCGUGUACUACUGUCCUCAAUGAUACAUUUUAUAUAUACGGUGGUAUGUGGGAGUUCAAGGAUAACGAUUACACUAUUGACUCCUUCUAUAGCAUCGAUUUGAACAAGCUGGAUGGUAUCACCCAAUAUUAUGAAAACCUACAGGAGAUAGAAGAAGUUAAGAGGCUAGGCGAUGUUCAAUCUGAAGAUGAUUUCGAAUACGAAGAUGAUGACGAUGAAGACGACGGUGAAGCGGAACCGACGAACGAGAGGUUGGAGGCUGAAGAUGACGAUGAGGAAGAAAAUGAGGAGGAUGAAGGUAUCGAUGAAAUGGAGAUACCUGAUCCAAGACCAUGGUUGCCUCAUCCUAAGGCAUUUGAAUCGUUACGUGAGUUCUACAUUCGUGAAGGUCCAAAGUUCUUGGAAUGGGCAAUCUCCAAUAACAAGCAUGCCAAAGGUAAGCACCUGAAGCAAAAAUCGUUUGAAUUAUGUCAGGACCGUUGGUGGGAAAGACGGGAUCAAAUUCAAAUUGAGGAAGAUAAACUACAAGAACUGGGUGUGGGGGGCGAUAUCAUUGAAAGAGAUGCCCAAUCUCCUCCUACGGCUAGGAGAAGGUGA
Huiozyma naganishii CBS 8797 is the source of this 1953-nucleotide messenger RNA. It is a transcript of the gene KEL3, whose product is annotated as Kel3p. Bases 1 to 1953 code for a protein of 650 amino acids. The record is from RefSeq and is a predicted model, not a curated record. NCBI's taxonomy places the organism in Eukaryota, Fungi, Ascomycota, Saccharomycetes, Saccharomycetales, Saccharomycetaceae. Gene Ontology annotation, molecular function: protein binding. The transcript has a single exon.